Messenger RNA from Adineta steineri, 3267 nucleotides. Lineage: Eukaryota; Metazoa; Rotifera; Eurotatoria; Adinetida; Adinetidae. The record is from the annotation of a GenBank genome assembly.
AUGUAUGCCUACAUUGAAUUAUCGAAUACUGCGCGAACCGAUUCAAUAAUUCAAUCACUAUCAUGGAUGAAUUAUAUUCCAACACCACCUUCAUCAUCAUUAAAUACUACAAAUGAUGAUCGACCAAUAUUAUCCUCAUCAUCACCGUCAGGAAAUUUCCAUGAAGGAUGGUUAGCAACUGGUAAUGCAAAUCAUAUUGUUAGUGUAACUUAUACAUCAAUAAAAUCGGAUGAAAAUUUAAUUAUACCUGAUCGUACAAAUUUUAAUUUACGUGCACAUCGUACAGAAGUUCGUCUAGUUUCAUGGAAUAUUCCAUAUGAAAAAUUAGCAACUGUUGAUGAAAAAGGUGUUAUUUUUGUUUGGGUUAAACAUGAUAAUCGUUGGUCAUUAGAAUUAAUUAAUGAUCGAAGUCAUCCAGUUACGGAUAUGGCGUGGUCACAUGAUGGACGUAUGACUGUUAUUUGUUAUGAAGAUGAUUUUAUUCUUGCUGGUUCUGUUACUGGACAACGUUAUUGGUCGACUGUUUUAAAUAUUCCACAAGCAAAAAUAUCUGCUGUUACAUGGAUGCCUGAUGUUUCACAUGUUAUCCUUGGUACAACAGGAGGACAAUUAAUUGUUAUGGAUCAUCAUGGAAAUACAACAGAAGUAUUUUCUUUAUCAACACAAAUAAUUAGACAAUUAAUUUAUUCAUGUAAUAAAUUCUAUCCAGAAGCACCAAGCAACAAUGCAAAGAAAUUUGUUAAUGAAGAUUAUAUUCUUGCAUGUAGUCUUGAUAACGGACAAGUACUUUUCCUUGAUCAUUAUCUUGAUCAAUCACCGAUAACUGUUGAUACAGAUCUUCGAAAUAUUAAAAUGGAUUGGUCAUCACCUGGUGAAAUACUUGCUGUUGGAGGUCAUAAACAAUUAAAUGAUAUGACUUAUACAAAUCAAAUUAUAUUUUAUACACGUCGAGGAGAAUUUUUACAUCGUGUUCAUAUUCCACAAACGACUCAACCGUUAUCUGCAUUAUGUUGGGCACAUGGCAAUGAAAUUAUAUUUGUUGCAUGUGGUUAUUUUGUUUAUACCAUAUGGAUAACACAUAAACCUUUACCGUCCAUGUUAACAUUAUGUCAGAUGAAAAUCAAACAUCAACUAUUAAAUAAUUCUUUACAAAAUCUUGAUAAACUUUAUUUACCAAAUAAUUUAAAAGAAAAUCUUUUAAAAUUUUAUCGUUCAACAAUUAAAGGAUUUUUACCUGAUCAAAAACAUUUACAUUCAUUCGUAUGUAAUCCAUUAAAAUCUCAUCUUCGUUUACAAUGUACAAUGAAACGUAUUGAUAAUGAACGAGACAAUCUUUCAAGAACAACAACAACAAAUAAUCUAUCAGGAGCUAUUUACGUUUUAUAUUUAGAAUAUCUCGGUGGUCUUAUACCAUUAUUAACAGCUAAACGUACAUCAAAAAUUUGUCCGGAUUUUAUUAUAUUUGAUCCGAAAAUCAAAACAAAUCAUUUAUCAUUAAUAUCAUCAAUGAAAUUAAAUUCACCAAAAAUAUUACGAAAAAAAACUUUUCUAUCAUUUCGAUCACAUUCAAGUACAUUUCAUAAUAUAUCAAAUGUUGAACAAUCAAAAUUUGUAAAUAAUAAUAACAAUCGUUCGAAUUUAAUUAGUAAUCGAAAUUCAAUCUAUGUUGCUGAAACAAAUGUUAAUAAUGGAAAUGAAAAUUUAAUACCAAGAACAAAUAAUUCAGACUGUAGUUCAGAUAAUAAUUCCGAUGAAGAUGAUGAUGAAAAUAUUAAUGAUUUACAAGAAAAACAAUCAAGAAAAAAAUUAACAAAUAAAGUGAAUAAAUUAUGUACAAUUGCAGCGAAUAUUUGGGGCACACGUUUUAAAUUCUACGGUCAUUCAAAUCAUCUACCGGAUGUUUUAGGAAGUGUUACUUAUAAAACAUCAUUUUUACAUUUACAACCACGUCAAAUGACCGUAACCGUAGCGAAUAAUUGUCAUAGUCGUAAACAAAAACAACAGAUGAUUCAUAAAAGUAAAAAUAAGAAAAUUAAAAAUUUUAAUAUUCGUAAACUAAAACAAUUAAAUUCGAAUAAAACCGAUACAAAAGAAGAUAAUGGACCCGUUAUUUCAUCAAUAUCUCCACAAAGUAUUAAUAUUCACUCAAAGUUACGUCUUUCUCAACGAUCAUCAUCUCCACAUACAAAUCUUAAAUCUCGUCAUUUACAACGUACAUCUAUAGCAACAACAACUGCUGCUCAUCAGCAUCAACGACGAACAACUGCUGAUUCAUUAACAGCUGAUUCAUCAUCAGCAUCACCAAUUAAUUUAAGUCGUUCAACAUCUCCAACAACUUCUGUAACAAAUUUUAUUCGUCCUAUAUCUCCACUUUGUAUUCAAGUUAAAGAACCAUUAUCACCUAAAUUUAAUCGAGCAUCUUCAAUAACUAUGACAAAUCAUCGUCAUUGUUCACCAACAAUUACAAAUAAUAUUUCUGAAUCAACAGCGAGUGCAAGAACAACAUUAGUAAUUGAUAAUUCAACCGGUUAUAAUAGUAAUGAAAAUUCGAAAACUCGAACAUUAAUAAAUACCGUUUCUAAUGUACCCGAAAGUUGUUUCGAACCCGAAACAUAUCGUAAUAUAACUCCAUUAAAUAGUAAUCAACAAAAAAAAUUAAGUUUUAGUGAUCCAACUUUAUAUCAAACAACAAAACCUUCACGACGUUUACCGCAACAACAAAUAGUGUUAAAUUCCACAACAACUGAUGAAUAUCUUUCAGCUUCAUCUUCACCUCGAAAUAUAUCGAAAGAAAAUGAAUAUAGUGAAACAGAUGAUGACGAUGAUGAUGAUGAAAUUCAGACUCUUGAUUCACAUGAAGAACCAUUAUUGAAAGAAAAGAUUUCAACGAUAAACACAUCAAGAAAAAAACACGUAAGUUCACGACAUCGUAUGAUGACGUGUACGAAUGGUGUGCAUGAUUCUCUCACAAGACUUAUAUCAUCAUCAGAAACUGAUCAAGCAUCUAAUCCAAAUGAUACAUCGUUUUAUGUAAUGCAAAAUCGACCACCAUUAUGGAAUGAACAAUCUCAAGUAUAUCAAUUAGAUUUUGGUGGUCGUGUAACACUUGAAUCAGCAAAAAAUUUUCAAAUUGAAUUUAAAGGCAAACAAGUUAUACAAUUUGGUCGUAUUGAAAACAAUUGUUAUACACUUGAUUUUGAAUGGCCAUUUUCACCGUUACAAGCGUUUGCUGUUGCUCUUGCUAAUAUAACUCAACGUCUUAAAUGA